Molecule: messenger RNA, 7821 nt
Organism: Drosophila mauritiana
Lineage: Eukaryota; Metazoa; Arthropoda; Insecta; Diptera; Drosophilidae
Product: U3 small nucleolar RNA-associated protein 15 homolog
Exons: 3
Biological process (GO): rRNA processing; positive regulation of transcription by RNA polymerase I
Cellular component (GO): nucleolus
Molecular function (GO): protein binding
Source: RefSeq, a predicted model, not a curated record
ACGAUGGCAACUGCAUUUACGAACACUGGCAGCUCCAAUUUAUCCUCAGACCUUGACACGACUUUAUUUUAUUGGGUUGCGGAGGGCAUUGUUUCUGCGGGCAAUUUUAUUGGUUGAUUGAAUAAAAGGCGGAUGAAAUUUUAAUGGGCAAUAUGCAUUCAAGCUUAUUUUUUUGUAUUUUAAAAGGAUGCUCUUUCAUUAAGAUCAUGCGCAUAGUUUGUAAUACAAAUUACACUCUUAAUAAAAUGUAAGUAGCUGGGAUAAUUUGUAUUCGCUGUCUUUGUUUGUAGCUGUAGCCUUGUAUACUUUUUAACGUCUACAGCAAUCAGUGUGAAAGAAUUUCGAGUGGCAAUGUGUUAAACAAUACUGGCAGGUUACAGGAGGUGGAGAAAGUGUAACGAAAUGAAAUUCGCAACAAGAGCAAGGAAACACAAAAAGGUAACACUCACACACACACACACAUACAUACUUGGCUACGGGAAAAAGUGAAAUUAGUCAUUUGUACCGAGCAGUUUUUAAGGAAACACAUGUGCGGUGUGGGCAAGGGGUGGCAAGGUGUAAAAAACAAAAAAGGAGAAAUAAGAAAGGAGGGCGCAAGUGGGCAGGGGCGUGGUCGGACACGGCUGUUGCACAUUCUCAUCGCAUGCAAUUUGCGCUGGAACUUUGCCCUCCUUUCGAGCAUUGUGUUUGCCAUUGAACACGCACACUGAAUGGCACUGCGAGUGUGUGGGUUACUAUGCCUGUAUGGGUGUGUGUGUGUGUGUGUGUGUGUGUAAAUCCAUUGUUCACAGACACACUCCCACACACAGACACCUCGAAUUGCUGUAAAUGGGCUCACGGGCAGCAUUGUUGCUGUAAUUGUUGCAAUUGAGCGUAGUUCAGAACAAAAGCCGCCCACACUACUCAUUUCACCCACUCACACACAUAUAUAUUUAUAUAUGUAUUUAUGUAUAUAUACACAUGCAUAUCGAGCUCACAAUGUGUCACGCAGGCCUUCACUAAUGUUUUUUCUUUGGUUUUUUUUUGCGAGCUUUUUUGUCCUAGCAAUUUGAGGCCAUUGAAAUGGGUCCAUUUGUAUGUGUGUGUGCCUGAUAAAUUAUGGAAUUGUUAUCCAUAAGUGUUGGAAAAUAGAUUUUCAUUGAAGUAGUAUAACGGUAUUUGUUUAGUCGUUAAGCACCAGAAACUGUUUGAAGGUGUAAAAAGUGUCGUAAAAGUGAUUGUUAUUCCAGAGGAUUUGCAACACUUUUGAUCCAAUACCAUUUUAAACCAUUUCUCGAACGCCUAACAACUAUCUUUCAUCUUUGACAUAUCGCUGGCAUUCACCAUGUUCCAUUUCGUCGGGGUGUCUUAACCUUGUGCCAGCAAGAAAAAUGUCAAUUUCCUCGAGAAAAUGCUUCUCUAGAUUUUUACAUUCAACUGCAACUUGGAAUUGUCGAUGUGGAGGGAAUUGGCAGAGGAUAACAUACAAGCAAAACAUAAUUUACACGCCAAUAUCAUGUCGUUUCACACUCGUGUGCCUGUGUGUGCGUGUGCUGUGUGCUGUGUGUGUUUGCCAUCUAGCUCGCCUGCAUAUAUACGAGUACAAAUACAAAUACCAACAUCAGGCACUCAAACACAUACUCCUGCCGCUCACACACACACACAUAAAAAUGAGGUCAAUAACAGGUAGAUUAUCAAAUAACUAUUACACAUUGCGUGUUGUACGAGACAUGAAACCGACAACGACGAAGGCGACAGCUUUACGGUUAAGGAUGUGGAUGCGGUUUUAGGCACUGAGAAUAAAUGUUGGUAAGUAGAAAAUGAAUGUUUUUGACUUCAAAGAAAGGUAUGCUGAAAAGUAUGUUUUAAAUAUGUUCCACACUGGGCUGAAUUAAUAAUAAUGCCAAGGACACAUUGCAUGCCUUAAGAAUAAGAAAAAAUGUCAAAUAAAAGAGAUUUCUUUUAGAAAUUUUACGAACCAUCAUUUAUUCCCGCACUGUAGCUGUGGUUUCUCGUAGAUCGUGAUGCUGCACUGAAAACAUAUUGCCUUCGUGCCGCACAUCCGUCCAAAGCUUGUGGCACACGCUAGAGUCUUCAUAAGUUGGCUUCGUUCGCUCAUCUCUUGUUUCAUCACCACAUCCCUCGCUCCUUCGUUUCCUCGUUCCCCAACUCCACCCCCUUUUGGCACCUUCACUGCUCCUCGAGCGCCGCCCACUUUUGCUUUCCUUGGCAUUUGGACAAGUGGCCCCGGCUCAUGUGGUUGGCAAUCAACGCCUAUACGGCUUGUCUUGCACCACCCACCACAAAAACCCUAAAAUCCCCAUACCCAUCCCCAUUCCAAUUCCAAUCCCCAUCAGCCAUGCGUGAAGGUCAAUUUAUCGCCUAAUGACGUUGAACAAUGACAAGGGAUUCCAGAUUCUGGAAACUGUGGAAACGUGGCGAACAUUUAGUUUGAUUUAUCUAGUUGGAAAAACGAACAUUAGGGCCAGACAAUCAAUAAAUUUCACCGUGGAUUUGAAAUUGCUGGCAUAAAUAUUCAUAGGCACCUGCCACGAUAACCUAUUAACAUCGUCAGAACCAACUGUCGGGAAAACGGCUAUUAAAAGCACGCCAAUUUGGCUAAAAACCAAUUUGUUCCGCUGGUCACACUUUUUUCCAUGAAACACGUGCGCGAUUUGGUAGAUUUGGUAGUAGAAACACACAGACAGGAUGCAGAACUACUUACUUGCACUGAACAAGGGGCGUCUUCAACAGCAAGCCCAGGUGGAAACGCCGGAUUCGGUGUACUGGGGCCGACUGGCGAAACCAGAACUACUCAAGGAGCACAACACCAUCGAUUAUUUGGACUUCAGUCCAAGCGAUCCUGACAACUUUGCUAUGACCUGUUCGGAGCGCGUUCAGAUCUACAAUCUGGUGACAAAGCUUUUGGUAAGGAACCUGUCCCGAUUCCAAAAGACCGCAUACGGAGGCACCUUCCGGCAGGAUGGUCAAUUCCUGGCCGCCGGCGACGAGGAAGGCCACGUCAAGCUAUUCGACAGCACUCGCAACAUCAUGCGUUUGUUCAAGGGGCACACGGCACCAGUACACCGCGCCUUCUUUACGGCGGACAAGCUGCAGCUAGCCAGUUUUGGAGACGACAAGUCGGUUCGUCUGCGGGACUUGGCGAACGGCAAGGUGGUGCAAACGUACGAGGACACGCACACCGACUACGUUCGUGCUGGCGCCAUGCAUCCGCAGGAGGGGCAUAUCUUCGUCUCCGGCGGCUACGAUGGCAAGAUCAAUCUGUACGAUACGAGAGCGCAAACGGCGGUGCAGCGCACCGUGGAUCACGGAGCGCCUGUGGAGUCCAUGUUGUUCCUUUCGAAGGGUUCCAUUUUCGUCAGCGCCGGCGGCAGCCAGGUGCGCUUAUGGGAUCUCGUCAACGGCUGCCGUCUGUUCACCAUGAUGUCGCAGCAUCACAAAACAGUAACUUGUCUGCGACUGGGAUCCGAUGGCAGGAGAUUGCUCUCUGGCGGGCUCGAUGGGCAGGUGAAAAUCUACGAUAUGAGCACCUACAGAACAGUGCACACGUUGACCUAUCCCAAUGCAGUGGUCAGCCUGGCUGUCGCUGACGGCGAUAAGGCAGUUGUGGCUGGGAUGGUCGAUGGCCAAGUCUCCAUUCGUCGCAUGAUGGCAGACAGCAAGCCCAGUGAUUUGGAAAAGAUUCGUGAGGAUCUCGCUCAAAAUUACUUCACGAGUAAGGAACGCACGAACAACACCCAAGAGGGUGAUCCCAUAAUCAAGGACCGCGUCCAGGAGCCCGAAUUGAUAUCCUACGAUGUGCACUUCCGCCCGUUUGACUGCAAGGAGGCUUUGGACGAGGUGAUGCAUGCGCAGAAGAUGGAAAACCACCCGGAGCUCGUUGUGGCUGUCAUCACGGACCUACUGCACCGUGGAUCACUGGAAAAAGCCCUCACGGGUCGUCGUGAGGCAGAGCUUGUCCGAUUCAUCGACUUCAUUUGCAACCACUUGGGCGAGAUGCGAUUCGUGCGCCCGCUGAUGAUGGCCGCCAGCAGGGUCUUGGAUGUCCUCGAGCAGCACUUGGGGGGCUACAGCGAGAAGCUGCUAGAAGCCUUGCAACGAUUGUCACUUGCCAUGUAGGAGGAGGUGAGGCUUACCGCCGACCUGAUGCGUUUGAAGGGAGCUCUGCAUAUAAUGAAUGCAUUCUAUAUCAAAUAGAGGUCAGCUAAUCGGAUCAAAUAUUUACACUCACUUGCACCUAAUGAAUAUUAACAAUUGCUGAACAAAUGCAUGUUUCAUUGGCCUUUGGGAAGCGUUUGUUUAUUGUCUUGGGGAUCAGUUCGAAUGCACAUGCAAAGGCAACUCCUGCAUUUGAGGCGAAAUCCCAUUUCGUGCCCUAAUCCCAAACAUGCGGCGCCGCCAUAACCAAGUUAGCAACAUCCUGGUUCCGGUUAUAGAAAUGCGGUUAAGCAUUCAGCUUCCUAGCCUCGUCUUCUACAUUGGCCAAAGGAAUUUGGCUUUUCAGUCUCCUGAGCUUGUGUGUGUGCUGCGCCACCACACCCCUUUUUCGCCGCAAAAUGUUGAAGUCCACCUGACGAUGUUGGAUGAUGAUGAAGUCACAGAGGGCCAGCAGGAUAUAUAGAAUCCAGGAUUCUGGAUUUAGGAUCCAGCAGUUUCGAGCUGCCAAAAACAAAUACGGCAAACUGACUGAACAAACAGAAAAACAAGUAAGGGGGGGAAAAUGCCAAAAAAAAAAAAAAAAAUGUAGAAGAAAAAGGGGCAAAAUUUGGAAGAAAAGUGGAAGGAAAAAUUGAAAAGAGAAGGAACUUAUUGCUCGGCAAAGCGUGAAAUGUUUACGAGCGAGUGACGAUGGCGACUCAAGGGCUGGAGGAGGAUUUUCUGCUGGGGGUGUGGUGGGCAAAAACCAAACGGGAGGAGCCUCGUAAAGAGAUUUGUGUGUGCCUAGUGCAAAUCGCUCCCUCUUCGUAUUUUCCUCAACUUCUCGCACAAUUGUAAAGAAAAUGUUAUUAAGGAUUUUCUAUUAUAUAACAAAAAGGCGCACUAAAAACACACCCCUCACACACACACACACACACACAUACAGAACGAAGGUGUGUCUGUGCGAGGCGCAUUAAGCACUUGACAUAUACACGCUUUGAAAAUGCAUCCAUCCGCCAUCUUUUUCUGCCCGCAUCUUCGUUACGAAGGCUUAUACAAAUACCCUAUCCCAGCCGUAGGGCACAAAUACUUUUCGGUGAAAAUAAGUUUUGUGUUAUGUUAGCGGUAAAGUACUUUGUGAUUGCGUAUUUUUAAGGUCACGUAAAUAGCUAAUACGUCACGUAGGCCAGAUUACACUUUCAGCCAUUAUUAACAUUGCCCACAUUGCGUAUACGUGACAGCUUGGUUUUAAUUGAUCAUUUUCAUAUCUUAAAAUAUUACAGAGCAGAGGGCCACUUAUUUCUCUUAAUAAUGGAUACUGUUAAUUUGGAACGAUACUUAAAAUGCAAUGAAAAUCGAUAAAUAUUUUCGAUAAGUAGGAGUAACUCGUUAAAAUCGAUAGUUUAAGCAAAAUAAGUUAGGGUACAAGCAAAUCGCCUUUCGACUGCAUUGGGCUGCUCAUUUCGGGCGCAGGCAUUAGACGGCUUUUCAUCUACUUAGUUUUCAAAGUCCCACUUUCCUUUGCUUUCCCCAUGUCCCUUUCUCCUGGCAAGUGUGUGUGUGCGAGUGCGUCAGUCAGUCAGAAUGUUGACAAGUCGAUGACGGUUCCAACGAGUGUACUAUAUUUGUAUUUGUGCUUGUCCGCUUUUCCUCAGUCUCUGUCUCCGUGUGGGCGGGUGCUCAAGGUUCAGCGACGAACAUUAGUCAAGUCAACCCAAAAUGAGCGACCGAAAGUGGCGCAGUCAAGCAAAAGGGCUCUCGUCGUUGCAGCAAUGACUGAAUGAAUGAAUGAGCGGCUGACUGAGCGAGUGAAUGCGAGUCCGAAUGAAUGACGAAAUGCGCGACUGGCUGACUGAUGCUGGUAUCCUUGAAGGAAUCUACCAAAAGGACUCUGCACAGCACAAGCAGCUGGAAUGCAUAUUUCUUCGUCCUGAACUCAAGCUUCCACUUCCUUUCCCGACUUAUUUUCAUUUUACCUCGCGAUUCCUAUUUCGCCUGCAUCCAUCCGCCUUUUGUCACACUCUUGUGAAAAGUGGGCACACUGGAAAUAUUUUGUGAGAAGCAUGAAACAUCCUUACGCUGUGAUUUAAUCAUGUCAUUGGUUUAAUAUUUCGUUACUUCACUACUUGAAUGUAAAGUUUCACUACUUCGGAUGAAUGACGACGACUGGCGGGGGAUGUCGCGUGGCUCAGGUUAUAAACAUAGUUUCCCUUCCCUUUUGUAUUAUUAUUAUUAUUAUAUUGCCUGCUACGGUUUUCACGUUUCCUACACUCCCUAAUAUUAUUUUUAUUAUAUACAGCUAUGCUGUACUUUGAGUUUAACAAUGUCAGCCAUUUUGUUCCUUUGUGACGACGUCCUCGUGCAGGCAGAGGGCCAGGCGAAAUGCAGUGAACACAAAUACCGUGACUGACACGCUUGGGUGGAAAAUGGAAAGUGGGUGGUGCCGCCAAGCCAGGAUUCCAUGGCGGGUGGGGGGUUAGAAAAGUCGGUGGCAGGCGUCGGGCGCAAUCUGCUGCAAUCUUCUCGAGCAAUUCGUCGCUCGCUCCGCGAGUCGAUUCAUCUUGCCGGGGUAAAAGUACAUGCCUUCGUUACGCAUUCUUUAAUUGAAUAUUUAUCUUGGCUGCUGAAGGAGCCCAAGUGCACAGCGAGAAAUAUCAGUGCAAAGCUUCAUACCACCAUAUUAGUUAAUCUAGUUAGUUAAUUAGUUAUUACAAACUACGAAAUGCAUGCCAAUGUUAAAUCUUACAUUGAUUUAAAUGACUUAAAUAUUUCGCAUUUUUAUUUUUUUUGGUGCAGUUCACAAGCCGUGCAAAACGAAACCAUUUCAUUUCACCAUCCAUUUUUCGGUGGAUAGACAACCUGAUUCGACGUUGUCGCGUCCUUGUAAUUGCAACUAGAGCGAGUGCGCCUUGUCAGCCUUGUUUUUCGCCAUCGGUUAUGGUUAUGCAUUGUGAGCUGGAUGCCAGGAUGCUGGGACAGUGAGGAGCCAGCCAGCCAGCCCCCUUUUUACCCAAAACACCCAGUGAGCUCGCCACUGAUCCGCCCAUUUGUAAACCAUAUCCGCAUCCUAGCUGCAUAUGCAAUGCAUCUAAAUUGCUUUCGAGUUCUGUUUGUUGUUUUUGCGGCCAGAAUCGCAUCUGCUUUGGCUUUGAGAUUUACGGCUUUGUUGGUCCGCCUUCCCUGUGCCGAUGCAUCUUCUUUGGUCGCCCAGCCAACAGUCUUUCAGCAUCUUCCAUUCAAUUUCUUUUCAAAAUAAGUUGAGAUGAUACUGCUCGAGAUUCUCAAUUCGCCGGACUCGAUUCUCCCAUUGGGUGCUGUGUGCACUCUUGCUUUGACAUUUUAAAUGUUAUUUAAUGGUGGCCGGAACUUGUUUGCUGCACUGCACCCAGGAAGCGGAACCUUGAAAUCCCGACCAUAAAUUCAUUAUUAUUAUUAUUUUCCCUUCCAUUUGAAGAAGGUGAAGCCGAGUCGAAGCGCUUUACACUUGAUUUAUAUGGGCACUUUGUGCGCAAUUUAUGACCAGGCCAGAGAUCUUGACUUUGGCGACGAGUUUCCCAGUUUGUUGGUCAUUUGCUUGGUCACUUGCUCCUACUUUUCGACGGAUGCAAUGUGCAGAUAGGGCUUACAUGCGGAAAUCUCUGGCCAUUUAACAACGUAUCUAAGAUUGUGUUUAUAUUUAUGAUU